Letharia columbiana is the source of this 615-nucleotide messenger RNA. RefSeq lists its product as uncharacterized. The transcript has a single exon. Bases 1 to 615 code for a protein of 204 amino acids. Lineage: Eukaryota; Fungi; Ascomycota; Lecanoromycetes; Lecanorales; Parmeliaceae. The record is from RefSeq and is a predicted model, not a curated record.
AUGCCCGCCCCCAAGGAUUUUUUAUUAGGAAUGAAAAAGCCCCGCCUUUACGUAGCCCUCUAUGCUCUCGAGGGAGCUCUCCGCGAGAACACAUCCUCUGGUGCGCAAGACUACUACUGGGCCUUCAUCGUUGCUCCAAAGAAAGGACCCAAAGAACAACAGUGCAUACGCUACCGCAUCAAGAAAAGUGAAGCAUGGGAGAAAUUAGACCCGGGCAAAGUGGAAUUUGAGAGGGUGGAAUGGGACCAUGACAGAUGUCUGGUGCCGCUUGGCCGUCACGACGAUAUUGUAGCCCGAGUGCUGAUCGCAAAGAUCGAGGAGCCCGAACGCGUGGAAGAGCAUAUACAGCUCGCGUGGCCUGAGCAAACGAUGCACGUUAAGAAUUCUGGCAGCGCUCGGACGUCGAAAGAUUGGGUCCAAAGAGUCCUCGAGGGAUUGGGGAGCCCCUCGCUCGGCCUAGGAGAGGAAAGGUAUCUGAUGUUGGGGAAAUUGGCGGAUUGGGGGAAGAUAGAAAGUUGUUGUACCAGUUUCGCGAUGAAGGUGGUGGUGGAAAGGGCAAGCCUUGAGACUGUACCGACUUUUGAUAUGCUGAAGAACCAGGAGGUCUUCCAGUAG